AUGGCACGUUUCAAUCUGGCCCCGAGCCAACAGGAGGGUUUUGACCACAGACCGAGGUCUGCGCCCGAGUGGACGGAACAUAGCUCCUCAAUCCAACUGCAACAGGUGUCUACAGACGCGACUCCAUCUCCCACGUCCCGAUCUACGAAUCAAGUCGAACCACAGCCCCCGUCGAUGAAGGAUGAAGGACACAGCGGAAACGACGAUGUGCACAUCUACGAGGACUUGGCGCCGGCUAAGGCGAAGACGAAGAAGGGAAGGACGACUCACAGGAAACUGCUCCCAGUCCAAGUGGUUAUGAUCACCGUCAAUGCGACGUUGGGAACAGGCUUGUGGUAUAUUCUGGAGCUAGGUGGCCCGUUGGCUGUCAUCCUAUCCUUCCUCUUGCUCGGGAUACUGGCAUGGGCCGUGAUGCAAUGCAUCACCGAGUUGCUCUGCAUCUGGCCUAUUCCCAGCGCGCUGGCAGUGUUCGUCCGUGAAUUCGUAGACGUCGAAUUGGGAAUGACUGUCGGAAUAGCAUACUGGUUCACCUACUCUGUCUCGUUUGCUGCGUUGGUCGCCGCCUCUGCGGCAGAGAUACACUACUGGUCAAACUCAGCAGGUCUUGACGCAGGCGUGCUUUACUUGCUCGUGCCGCUCAUAUUGGUUGUUAUCAACUCGUUCGGCAUAGAGCUUUACGGGUGGUUCGAGGUCGCUACUGGGGCUGUAAAACUGCUCUUCUUCGUCGUGAUCAUCUUCUCGAUGAUCGCUUUUGCGGACCAGGGUCCUCGACCGUCGAAUGGCAAAAGCAACUGGGACAAUGCUACGGCGUUUGAUGAUGCAGCCGCAGAUAACUGGGUGACCGCCUUAUUUAUCUGUCUGUCCACUGCUACCUUUGCUUAUGUCGGAGUUGAGGUACCGGCAGCGUGUGCCCUCGAGGCCAGAGCAACACAAACCAGACGCAGCCCGUCGGACACUUCGCAGACGAUAAGCAACGCCUUCAGCAUUGGAGAAACCGUUCGGUUCGCGUCGAAAUACGUUUCAUUCCUCGCUUGCAUCGCGUAUACCCUUAGUGGUAUUCUGGUAUCUCUUAGCAUCCCUAGGGAUGACUGCAAGCUGCCCCGACCGGGCUGGCUGGGCAGGCCCGUAGGCUGCCUUGUCUCGGGCAGCAAGGACGAGUCGACCUCGGCCUUCGUCCUGGUUGCGCUCGAACACGGCAUGGCAGAUCUGGCUUCUGCAUUCAACGUGUUCCUGGUCAUGACUGCGCUCUCAUGCGCAAACACGAAUCUGUAUGUCGCGUCGAGGACUCUGUUCGGCUUGACGAAUCAGAUCGACGGGGGCCGUGGUCAGCCGUGGUACCUGCGAGCUCUGGCUUGGGUUGGAAGGACCAACAGCCACAGGGUGCCGAUCCGGGCUAUGGCAUUGUCCGCGAUCGCUUUCUGCUGGGUCCCUUUCUUGCAACUUCGUGGAGAGAGCCAGGGGGCGGACGAGCCACCUCAAACUGUGAUGGACGACGAAAGUUCGGUAGAUACUGUGGCGGGGAUCAACGUGUUCGUCGGGGUCCUGGCCGAAAUGGGCUCUGUAGGCGUGUUGAUUGUCUGGGCUUGCGAGUGCUGGGCUUUUAUUCGUUACUACCACUGCAUCAACAAGCACAAGGACGAGCUCAAGGAGCACAAUGUGCCCCAUGUGCGCCGUUGGGACGACGAGCACGAGCAUGACUACCCCUAUCGAAGCAACGGGCAGCCUGUUCUUGCCUACUUGGCACUAGCCAGCUGCCUGUUUAUCCUCUUUGUGGCCAACGGGGCUUCGUUAUGGAACGGGUUCCAUGUCCAACCGUUCCUCUCGUCAUAUCUCAUUGUCAUUGUUUUCCUACUGCUAUGGGCUACACUCAAAGUCUUGAGACAGGCGAGGUGGUCGCUCGUCGAUCUCUCCGACCCGGACACAGCUAUCAGGACCAUACGCGGCUUGCACCAGUACAGUUUUGCUGGGUUACAGACCGAGCCUACAUCGUCGGGGCCCGGAUUACGGUCAUCGUUUUGGCCACUUCCUUCUUCAAUAAUCAAUCGAUUCGAUAGGAAGGGCCGAGAGCCUGUAUGA
This is a messenger RNA of Anthostomella pinea, 2076 nucleotides long. The record is from the annotation of a GenBank genome assembly. Lineage: Eukaryota; Fungi; Ascomycota; Sordariomycetes; Xylariales; Xylariaceae.